Lodderomyces orthopsilosis Co 90-125 is the source of this 2100-nucleotide messenger RNA. RefSeq lists its product as uncharacterized. Gene Ontology annotation, cellular component: cortical endoplasmic reticulum; endoplasmic reticulum-plasma membrane contact site; mitochondrion. Lineage: Eukaryota; Fungi; Ascomycota; Pichiomycetes; Serinales; Debaryomycetaceae. The record is from RefSeq and is a predicted model, not a curated record. Gene Ontology annotation, biological process: intracellular sterol transport. The coding region runs from base 1 to 2100 and encodes 699 amino acids. Gene Ontology annotation, molecular function: sterol transfer activity; sterol binding. The transcript has a single exon.
AUGCCUGAUAUUGAUCCAGUAGAUGACGAGGAAGAUGCUUGGGAUUACUCAUUUCCACCGUCGACUGAUUCACUCCCACUAGAGCAAUCGUCAACUUUGCAGCAACAACAAGCUACAAAAUCAAGACCAACUAGGCUAACCCGAGCCAACUCAGAUGAACAACAACUGCGACAGCUUGCUCAGCAAAUCGAAAUAAUCAAUAAAUUAAAGCAAGCUGAACACUCAGAUGUUGGCUCAACUGGUGUCAGAUCAUCCAUUUCUUUGACAUCAACUUUUAGCAAAACGCCAUUGAAUCCGUUAACAACGAAGGAAGACGCCAGCUCAGUGAUUUCAAAGGAUUCAAGUACUCAACAAUCUACACAUGAAUCAGAUAAUAAAGAUAAACCUAGGUUUCUCCAGAACCUUCAAAGCAUCGAUGCUAAUAAUCAAACGACUUCGCCGACUUCAAAUAACUCGAACGAUCUUGAUCGGAAAUUAGGAUCGCCCAAAAUUAUUACAUACCGCAAAUCAAAGAGAACUGUAAGUGAAAACACGUUUGAUUCAUUUGAUCCAUCGACACUGUUGACAACACCUCCUCCUACAAGCAAGUUUGAUACUAGAUUGUACGUGGAUGAGUUUUACAAGGAUUCAAAAUACAGAUACGCCACCAUCAAGAGAAAUGUUGAGUUUCAUCAAUUGUUCAAUUCCCUUGACUUGACAGACAGGUUAUUGGAUGAUUUCUCUUGUGCUUUGAGUCGCGAAAUUUUACUUCAGGGUAGAGCAUACGUCAGUGAAAGUUAUCUUUGUUUCAACUCGAAUUUAUUGGGAUGGGUUACAAAUUUAGCCCUCAAGUUUGACGAUAUUGUUAAAUUUGAGAAACGGUCAACUGCCGGAUUAUUCCCCAAUGGUAUCAGCAUCGAAACAGAAGAUGGAACAGUGCAUACGUUUGCAAGCUUUUUAUCUCGAGACCAAACUUAUGACCUAAUGACUACUGUAUGGAAGGGAAAAACAGGAAGAACGAAUCAGGAGCAAUCAUUUGAAUCUCCUCAGGCAAGCCAUGAUGAUUCCGAGUCACUAGCUAAUAUGACUUCACCUAGAGUACAGUCUUAUAUUAUGUCACUCGAUGGUGAUGAUGAGCCUACUCCAAGAGGUCAAGAUGAUACAGAUCAAGAAGAGUCUGGUGAAGAUGAGGGGUCUGAUGAUGAGCCGAAAAAUGGAGGAUUAUUGCCUGCGCUUGGAAUCAGUACGAAACCUUCAAAAGUGGCAAAGCUUAAACCAGAAUCCAAAUAUCAAAACCUUGGUCCUGACACUCAUGCAUCUACAACUGCAAAGUACACCAAGUUCCCCCAAGAAGUCGACUUGAUAGAAACGAGGAUCGAUGCUCCAUUAGGUGUAGUAUUUUCCAUACUAUUCGGUUCCAACACAGAUUUCCAAGUUGAGUUUUUGAAGCGCCAUGAUGGACUGGAAAUAUCGGAAAUCACUGACUUUAAGUCAUCAUUUGAAGAUCCACUGCUAUUGAAAAGAGAAUACACGUAUCGUCGUCAGCUAGGAUACUCAAUUGGUCCUAAGUCAACAAGAUGUGAAGUGACGGAAACUAUAGAGCACAUGAACCUUGCCGAUUAUGUGGUUGUAACCACCACAACCCAAACGCCUGAUGUUCCACUGGGUAAUGCGUUUGCGGUAAAGACGCGAUACGUCUUUAAUUGGGAUGAGCUGAAUACUACAAAUUUAUUAAUUAGUCUCUAUAUUGAAUGGAAGGGGAAAUCCUGGAUGAAAUCAGUGAUUGAAAAACUGUCAAUAAGUGGAUCAACGACUACUUUGAAUGAAUUGGUGAAGGAAUUGAAAGAAGAAGUUGAGAAAAAUAUCUACUAUGUGGAUGGACCAAGUGAAAUUGCCCCCAAAAAGAAGAAAAAGAAGAUGGCUGAUGAAAAGAAAUCUGUGGAGGUGAAGAGUGCAGUGGCAACAACAUCCGCCACUACUGAAGCAUUAAUUUCAAGGAUAUUGCAUCCCGGUUACAUUCUUGCUUUGAUUGUGAUAUUGCUACAAUUGGUCAUCUUGUACAAAUUGCUCGCUUUGCAGACAGCGUUGGAGUUGCAUUUUAGGGCUAACUUGACGAGAUGA